Cryptomeria japonica (Japanese cedar) is the source of this 1355-nucleotide messenger RNA. RefSeq names its product methylesterase 17. The coding region runs from base 356 to 1180 and encodes 274 amino acids. Gene Ontology annotation, biological process: salicylic acid metabolic process; jasmonic acid metabolic process. The record is from RefSeq and is a predicted model, not a curated record. The transcript is spliced from 4 exons. Lineage: Eukaryota; Viridiplantae; Streptophyta; Pinopsida; Cupressales; Cupressaceae. Gene Ontology annotation, molecular function: methyl salicylate esterase activity; methyl indole-3-acetate esterase activity; methyl jasmonate esterase activity.
AUUAUCUGCCACUUAAUUAGGAGGCCUGCAAAUCUUUGUUUUAUUAAGGGCAUAUUUAAUGUUUGUUCUUCAUAUAAAAAUACCAGAUUACCUAUAUUAUUGAAUCCCUUCAUUCUCUAUCUUUUAACAGUCAAAAUAUACUUCUCCCACAAUGAGACACCACAAUAGGACAGAAGCUUGAUUUAUUAAAUCUGGGAAAGUUUAGUUAGUUGUGAUUACAGCUGGCAAAGCCAUAGCAGACACAUGUAAAAUUAAAGAGGUAACUAUACAGCCUGCUUCUUAUAUCUGUUAGAAUAAACUAUAAGAUAUCAUAUAAUUGAAAUCCUUGACACGAGAAGAAGAUCAGAGAAAAAGUAUGACAGUGGAUAAUGAGUGCCAUGACAAACCAAUGACAGUGGAAAAUGGAUGCCAUGAUAAACAUGGCAAGUUCCACUUUGUACUGAUACAUGGUGCAGGCCAUGGAGCUUGGUGUUGGUACAAAAUUGUUCAUCUUCUUCAAAACGCAGGGCAUAAGGUGACUGUCUUGGAUCUUACAGGGGCAGGCAUCAGCCCUGUCAAUCCCGAUUCUAUCAUUUCUUUUGAAGAUUAUGAUGCACCUCUUAUGAACUUUUUAGCUCAGAUAUCCAACUCUGAAAAGGUUGUGCUAGUUGGUCACAGUGCAGGAGGGCUAAGCUUGAGCCAUGCAAUCCAUGUGUUUGGUUAUAAGAUUGCAGUUGCAGUUUUUAUUGCUGCAACAAUGCUGCCAAGUGGGUUUUUCUCAGAGCAAGAUGUUCAGCUGGGAGUUCCAGACUUGUUGAAAGUGAGUGAAUUCCACCAUGGUCUUGGUCCAGAGCAUCCCCCAACAACUUCUAAAAUCAUCCCAGAAUUCCAAAGAGAAACCCUCUAUCAACUCAGCCCUCCCGAGGAUGCAGCUCUGGCUUCACUCCUCAUAAGACCAGCACCACUAUUGGCAUUCCAGACAGCCAAAUUUCAUGAAGAGUCAGACGAAUUCCUGAAGGUUCCAAGAGUUUACAUGAAAACAUUGCAGGACAGAGUAAUUUUAUUAGAAAAACAGGAGGCCAUGAUCAAACUAUGGCCUCCUGACAAUGUCCUAAGCAUGGAUACUGAUCACAGUCCUUUCUUCUCUUCACCUCUGGAACUCCAUACACACCUGCUUCAAAUUGCCCAGCUUUUCCCAUGAUUGAUUGCUGUAGUUCUAUUCAAGCGAGAAUUCUAAUAUAUGUGUGUACUGCAUUCACAUAAUGUAUGCAGCAUAUACCACCCUAUUGAUGGUAUGUACCUUCGUUGGGUGUGUGUUUUAAUGAUAUCAGAUUUGUAGGUGUUAUCAGACUUUAACAAACAUUUUUUUUGGAUUA